Messenger RNA from Lycium ferocissimum, 966 nucleotides. RefSeq names its product serine/threonine-protein kinase WNK8-like. NCBI's taxonomy places the organism in Eukaryota, Viridiplantae, Streptophyta, Magnoliopsida, Solanales, Solanaceae. The record is from RefSeq and is a predicted model, not a curated record. The transcript has a single exon. Gene Ontology annotation, molecular function: ATP binding; protein serine/threonine kinase activity. Gene Ontology annotation, biological process: protein phosphorylation; intracellular signal transduction. Bases 1 to 966 code for a protein of 321 amino acids. Gene Ontology annotation, cellular component: cytoplasm.
AUGGGUUUUGAGUUAUACAGAGUUGUUGAGAAAUCUCCAUGUGGUAGGUUUAUUAGAUAUGAUCAACUGUUAGGUGGUGGUGCUUACAAAGAAGUGUAUAUAGGGUAUGAUCGUGUUGAGGAAAUAGAAGUUGCAUGGAACCAAAUCGUUUAUUAUGGAGAUGAUGAAACGUUAAAAAACCCCGAAAAGUUGUUUUCUGAAGCUAUUAUGUUGAAGUCUUUAAACCAUGAAAGGGUUAUGAAGUGUUUUAAGUAUUGGUUUGAUUCAAAGUCCAAAACCCUAAACAUUAUCACUGAGUUAUUCCCCUCAGGCAGCUUGAAGAAGUACCUGUCGAUGUAUGAUAAUGGCGUUGGCGUUGAUUUAGCGAGUAUCAAGAAUUGGGGGAAGCAGAUUCUUGAAGGUUUGAGCUUUCUACAUAGCCAGAGCCCAAAGAUUAUUCAUAGAGACAUCAAGUGUGACAAUGUGUUUGUUGAUAGUGAUGGGAAGCAAGUCAAGCUUGGAGAUUUUGGGUUGGCGGUUAGUCUUACGGAGGGUGAUUUCAUGAAAGAGAAAGAGGCUAAGGGUAGUCCUGAAUUCAUGGCUCCAGAGUGUUAUGACGGGGAAUACAAUGAGCUGGUGGAUAUAUAUUCAUUCGGGAUGUGUCUUCUUGAGAUGGUUACGGGUGAAUAUCCGUAUAUGGAAUGCAGCACUCCGAUACACAUAUUUAAGAAAGUGUACACCGGUAUAAAGCCUGCAUCACUCGGAAAGGUAAAGGAUUCCAGAGUGAAGGAUAUAAUCGAAAAGUGUAUGCUUCCCAUGUCUGAUAGGCCGUCUGCGGAAGAGUUGCUGAAGGAUCCGUUCUUUCUAUACAAUGGUGGAUUAUCGACGUUGGAGGCUUGUGCUCCCGCUGCCAGUUUUCUUAGUAGUCCUCCUUUCAGGGGAUUACAUUGUUGUGCUAGGGAUAUUAGGAAUUUGUAUUUGGUGUGA